AAUGUGAAAUGAAAGAGGAACAAUGGGAAAAGGUGGUGGUGGCAACUGCAGAAAAAGGUAGUGGGAGAAUUGAGCUUAUUUAGCUUCGACACUGCUCUCUCGGAGUCAAUAUCUACUCUCUCCACGUGGAACAAUUUGUUCUCUUUUUCUAAUAGAAUGGCCAAGUAUAAUAUUGCAUUGUGUAUCUUUUUGCUGUCUUUACUGUACAUCACACAUGGGAAACGAAAGUCCAAUGAAUUUGAUGUCCUGAUAUUUACUCAAGUAUGGCCAUUGACAGCUUGCUUUGUAUGGAAAGAAAGUUCCGAGAAACACAGUUGUUCGUUACCUAAACGAGAUGAAUGGACUAUCCACGGUAUUUGGCCGACGAGAUAUAAUACGUUAGGCCCAGAGUUUUGCAACAAAUCGCUGCCGUUUAACCCAAGCGUUCUAGCGCCUUUGGAAAGUCAAUUAAAAGAGAACUGGAAAGAUGUUCACAACGGAUCCAACCCUUAUUCAUUUUGGGGUCACGAAUGGAAUAAACACGGCACCUGUGCAGUUGUAAUAAAAGAAUUAAACAAUGAAUAUAACUAUUUUCAAGAAGGAUUAAAACUUCUCGAUAUGUAUAAUAUGAUGGACGUACUUGCAAAAGCAAAUAUUUUACCAGGGCAAAAAUAUAUGGUAGAAGAUAUGUUGGAAGGAAUUCAAGGGGUAUUGAACAAGAGAGGCCAAAUAAUGUGCGUGCACAACGAGAAAACGGGUGAAUUGUAUGUGAACGAGAUAAGAAUCUGUUUCGACAAAGCAUUGCAGUUGGUAGACUGUGAUGGCAUUCGUGAAUUCCCUACAAAUUGUGAUAGAUCCAAACAGAUAACAUAUCCUAGCUCCGUACCACACGAUAAUCGUGUAGUACAGAUAUAACUAUAAUAAUAAUAAUAUUAAAAUCAUUGUGUGUGUGUGUGUGUGCACAAACUAGAUAAAAAAUUAUUAAAUAUUACAUAUAUCACACAUAUAUGACAUAUGCACUCAAAAUAAUUUGUCAUGGGCAUCACUGGCUACAUCAUUCCACCUUCUUUUGGACGAUUACAACUGCUGAAGGUACCAGACCUGCAAGUUAAAUAAAAAUAUAUUAUGCUAUCUUCAAUAAAAUAAAAAAGAAAUUCAUAUUGCACUUGCAAUAAUGUCAUCAUUACAACUGACAGAAUAUUGCAUAAUAUAUUGCAUAAUAUAUUGAAAAAUAUUAAUUGAUAAAACUGCACUAAUUGUAUUAAUAAAUAAUAUUUUGUAUAAGUUAUAUUAUGUAUGUAUAUGUUAGUGAUCAAUGUUCAAUUGUGCAAUCACUAGCAAAUACGCGCGCGCGCUUCCUACUAUAUGUAUGCUAUACCACAAUAAAUUAUCAAUGCAACAUACCUAAUA
Messenger RNA from Formica exsecta, 1389 nucleotides. Its product is annotated as ribonuclease Oy. Gene Ontology annotation, cellular component: extracellular region. The coding region runs from base 157 to 894 and encodes 245 amino acids. Gene Ontology annotation, biological process: RNA catabolic process. Gene Ontology annotation, molecular function: RNA binding; ribonuclease T2 activity. NCBI's taxonomy places the organism in Eukaryota, Metazoa, Arthropoda, Insecta, Hymenoptera, Formicidae. The record is from RefSeq and is a predicted model, not a curated record. The transcript is spliced from 4 exons.